AUGAAAACGUCGUGUUUUAUUACUGUAGUGGCCCUUUGUAUCGGUUUCGGAACUUCCAAAAAAUAUAUUCCAGAUGGAGGAAGCUUCCAACCUUCCAUGAAUCGCUACUACGAAACUAAUCUACCAUCGCCCACCAACAACACGAGAUUAGAAGCCAAAGAAUCGAAGGAGUCGUCAGAUCGUCUACGAUUUGGUAUUCCCGUUACAUCAUACGGAAACACAGGAAAUGGUGUCCAGUAUGGAACUAGUAACAUGGGCUAUGUGUUUAGUCCCAUGAAAAUUGAUGUGGGUGGGAUAGCCCUGGGAGCUUUGAUAGGUCUAGGUGCUGUUUUGAUUGUACCUAAACUGGCGGCAGCUUUUAGUGGAGGUUACGGAUACAGAAGUCUUGAAACUGACGUGUCUUCGAUCACUGAAACUUUGGCAAGGAUAGACAACACUUUGGAACAGCAUCAUAUUGACAGCAGCAGCUGUAUGCAGAGAGUUAUUUGCACGUACGUAAAUGAGGCACAAAGGAAUAUGCAAACUGGAGAAGCUAACACAAUGGACCAGCUCAUAUUUGCCUUGACCAAUAAUACCUUAUUUUCCUACAUGCUUGAUGGAACAGCAGUCAAACAAGCCAUCGACAUGGGAAAAGAAGGAGACUCCGAAAGAUGCUCCUCCUUAUAUUCCAAGUGCCCUAUCAGCAAAGAAAACGUCAUGAAAGUAAUAGCCAGUUUGCUUCCCGCCUAAUUUUAAAGACAGACGGCGGCUGACUCGUAGUUUUUAUUU
Molecule: messenger RNA, 768 nt
Organism: Zophobas morio
Lineage: Eukaryota; Metazoa; Arthropoda; Insecta; Coleoptera; Tenebrionidae
Exons: 4
Coding region: 1-729 (242 amino acids)
Source: RefSeq, a predicted model, not a curated record